This is a messenger RNA of Mauremys reevesii (Reeves's turtle), 751 nucleotides long. RefSeq names its product scavenger receptor cysteine-rich domain-containing group B protein-like. The transcript has 5 exons. Lineage: Eukaryota; Metazoa; Chordata; Testudines; Geoemydidae. Gene Ontology annotation, cellular component: membrane. Bases 101 to 751 code for a protein of 216 amino acids. The record is from RefSeq and is a predicted model, not a curated record.
CUCCCAGCCUGUGACCAUCACACGGAGCUCAGCCUGCCUCUCUCAGAAGGACGAUGGUCUGCCCUAAUGCCUGGCCACGCUGCCCCACAAGGACUGUGCUAUGAACAUGGGGUUUCCCAGGUGCCUCUUGCUCCCAGCUGGGCACCCCCUUGGCAGGAGCUUGGCUGCCUGCACGGGAGCUGGGAACACAAGGAUCCCCAUCCUCCUGGCCUGGCUUUGGGCUUCCAUGACAGGACUCCCCAUGGCAGACUCAGGCAUCCCAGAACUAACUCAGCUCCGACUGGUGAAUGGUUCGAGUCGCUGCGCUGGGAGAGUCGAGGUGCUUCACAACCAGCAGUGGGGAACCGUGUGUGAUGACAACUGGGAUUUAACUGAGGCCAGAGUGGUGUGCAGGCAGCUGGGCUGUGGGACGGCGUUAUCAGCCCCACGCGGGUCUCGGUUUGGACAGGGAACUGACCGUAUCUGGCUGCAUGAGGUAAACUGCACAGGGACAGAAGCCGCCCUCUCCGAAUGCAGAGCUAGGCCUUGGGGAGAGCAUAAGUGUAACCACGUAGAAGAUGCCGGUGUUGUGUGCUCGGACUCAAACAUUCCAGACCCGGGUCCUCUCCAGCUGGUGAACGGCCCCAAUCGCUGCGCUGGGAGGGUCGAGGUGCUUCACAACCAUCAGUGGGGAACCGUGUGUGAUGACGGCUGGGACUUAACUGAUGCUGGAGUCGUGUGCAGGCAGCUGGGCUGUGGGACGAGGAUCUGA